Arvicola amphibius (Eurasian water vole) is the source of this 3856-nucleotide messenger RNA. RefSeq names its product nucleolar and coiled-body phosphoprotein 1 (gene Nolc1). Bases 76 to 2148 code for a protein of 690 amino acids. Gene Ontology annotation, molecular function: protein binding. Lineage: Eukaryota; Metazoa; Chordata; Mammalia; Rodentia; Cricetidae. The transcript is spliced from 13 exons. The record is from RefSeq and is a predicted model, not a curated record. Gene Ontology annotation, cellular component: nucleolus; nucleoplasm.
CCCUGCCCUGGUCGUGCUUUGGAGUUCCUAAGUCGUGCAGCGUGCGCGACGGUAGUGACGCGUAUUACCGGGAAUAUGGCGGAUACCGGCUUGCGCCGCGUGGUUCCCAGCGACCUUUAUCCCCUCGUGCUCGGCUUUCUGCGUGAUAACCAACUUUCGGAGGUGGCCAACAAAUUUGCAAAAGCGACAGGCGCUACACAGCAGGAUGCCAAUGCUUCUUCCCUCUUGGACAUCUAUAGCUUCUGGCUCAAGUCCACCAAAGCCCCAAAGCGGAAAUUACAGUCAAAUGGACCAGUGACCAAGAAGGUGAAGAAGGAGACUUCGUCCAGUGACAGCAGUGAGGACAGCAGCGAGGAAGAGGACAAAGCCCGAGGACCUCCAGCAAAGAAGGCUGCUGCACCUGCCAAGCGAACCAGUUUGCCUCAGCAUGCUGGGAAGGCAGUAGCCAAAGCUUCAGAGAGCAGCAGUAGUGAAGAAUCCAGCGAUGAGGAGGAGGAAAAAGACAACAAAAAGAAGCCUGUCCAGCAGAAGGUAGUUAAGCCCCAAGCCAAGGCAGUCAAAACUCCUCCUAAGAAAGCCAAGAGCUCUGAGUCUGAGUCUGACUCAAGCUCAGAGGAUGAAACACCGCAGACCCAGAAGCUAAAGACAGCUAUGGCCGCCAAAGCUCAGCCGAAAGCCUCAGCCAAGCCAGGUUCACCAGCGAGAGCACAGCCUAAAGCAGCCAAUGGCAAAGCAGCCAGCAGCAGCAGCAGCGACAGCAGCAGCGAUGACUCCGAGGAGGAGGAGGAGGCAGCAGCACCCCCCAAGACUAUACCUAAAAAGCAAGUCGUGGCCAAGGCACCAGUGAAAGUAGCUGCCACCCCUGCCCAGAAGAGCUCUAGCAGUGGAGAGUCUUCUAGUGAAGAAGAAGAGCAGAAAAAACCCGUGAAGAAAAAGCCAGGUCCUUAUAGUUCAGUCCCACCGCCUUCUGUUCCUUUGCAAAAGAAGUCCUUGGGAACCCAGCCUGCAAGGAAAGCUGCCGUGCAGAAACAGCCUGCAGAAAGCAGUGAGGACAGCAGUGAGGAGUCUGAUUCAAGCUCCGAGGAAGAGAAAAAAACCCCUGCUAAAGCAGUCCUCUCCAAGACACCUGCCAAACCAACUCCAGUGAAGAAGAAAGCAGAGAGCUCUUCAGACAGCUCGGAUUCUGACAGUUCUGAGGAUGAAGCUCCUGCCAAGCCAGUCAGUACCACCAAGAAUUCCUUAAGCAAGGCAGCUAUCACUCCCAAGCCAUCUGCAGCUAAGGCAGCUGUAACUCCUAAGCAACCUGCAGGCAGUGGCCAGAAACCUCAGACCAGAAAGGCUGACAGUAGCUCCAGCGAAGAGGAGAGCAGCUCCAGCGAGGAGGAGACGACAAAGAAAACUGUGACAACCCCCAAGCCCAAGGUGACUGCUAAAGCAGCACCAUCUCUGCCCACCAAACAGGCUCCUCAGGCUGCGGACAGCAGCUCUGACUCAGACAGUUCCAGCAGUGAUGAAGAGGAGAAGACACCUAAGCCUCCAGCUAAGAAGGCAGUAGGAAGUGGAACCGCAUCCAAACCAGCUAUGAAGAAAGCAGCAGCUGAGAGCAGCAGCUCCUCCGAAGACUCCAGUGAGGAGGAGGAGGAGGAGAAGCCCAAGGGCAAGGGCACUGCUAAACCACAGGCCAGCAAGGCCAAUGGCACUCCGGCUUCUCAGAAUGGAAAAGCAGACAGGGAAAGCGAGGAAGAGGAGGAGGAAGAGACGAAAAAGGCGGCAGUGUCAGCUUCCAAGCCAGGUUCAGGAAAGAAACGAAAGCAGAAUGAGACAGCAGAAGCAGAGACUCCUCAAGCUAAGAAAGUUAAGCUCCAGACUCCAAACACAUUUCCAAAGAGGAAGAAAGCAGAAAAAAGGGCAUCGUCCCCAUUCCGAAGGGUCAGGGAAGAAGAGAUUGAGGUGGAUUCACGAGUAGCAGACAAUUCCUUUGAUGCCAAGCGAGGGGCAGCUGGAGACUGGGGUGAGCGAGCCAAUCAGGUUCUGAAGUUCACCAAAGGCAAGUCCUUCCGCCAUGAAAAAACGAAGAAAAAGCGGGGCAGCUACCGGGGAGGCUCCAUUUCUGUCCAGGUCAAUUCCGUCAAGUUUGAUAGCGAGUGACCUGUGGCCAUCUUAGAAAAGGAAGGUGAUGUUGAGAGACUGGCCUGUCACCUCCACUGAACCAGAGACUCGUGUUGUUGGGGAGGGUCUCGGCAAGGACAGUUUUGAGCAGAUCCUGACUGUUGUUACAGUCUCCAGGCCUUUUAUGUUCCACUUUGUGUGGGUUUGUUUUUGAGUGUUGUCAUUGCCUUCCUGUUCUGGGGGUCUUCAUACUGAGAAGUUUUAUAUUUUAUAUUAAAUGAUUUCGUACAGAUUUUUGUUGUGAUUUUCAGGUCAGAUCUACAAAUUCAAGUCUUAGCUAUUGCCUAAGACUUAGCAAAAUGUCACAUGGUAAGGGUUUUUAUCAGCCGGGUGGUGGUGGCACAUGCCUUUAAUCCCAGCAGAGGCAGGUGGAUCUGAGUUCGAGGCCAGCCUGAUCUACAAGAGCUAGUUCCAGGAUAGGCUCCAAAACUACAGAAAAACCCUGUCUCGUAAAACCAAAAAAAAAAAAACGGUUUCUCACUGGCGGAGUCCACUCAUGUGAGUGCACACGUCCACAUUUUACCCUUCCUUUCCUCAAAAAGCGAAAAUGGCGGGCGCUGACUCAUUGGGUCCGAGAUUGAUACUUUCAGAAGCCAGCAUGGAUCUACCAGCUUUUGGGGAUAAAAAUUGCUGUUCUUGGAAUAUAACAGCCUAUAACAUUGAUAGGCAGUGGUGGCACACGCCUUUAAUCCCAGCACUUGGGGGAUAGAGGCAAGUAGAUCUCUGGGUUUCAGGACAGCCUGUCUGGGGGUGGGAGUUAACAGGCAGAAUUUUGUGUAGUGUGAAUAUAACUGUCUUCAGUAUUUUGUUUUGAGUAGUUUACUAUAACAUGUUUACAGUUCAUCUUGGUUUUAAUUUCAGAGCAAGCUUUUCUGGUAUAGAAAGGCAUUUUCAACAAUUUGACUAUUACUGCUGUGUAUUCUAAGUUCAUGACUGUAUUUGAUUGUUUUUAACAUCGUCAAGAACUGAAUGACAAUGCUUAAUUACUUCUGUCUUGGUAACAGUGACAUGAAAUUGGUGUAAUUAAUUUCUGCAUGGUUGAAAACCACCAGUCAAGGAAAUGGAAAUAUAAAAUCCUCAGCCCCCAAUGUCUAAUAGGUUCAGUGGGCACAUCACGGGAAACUUGUGAGGCGUGGAGGACCUUACAGAGGCAGACUGGAGAACAGGGAGGUUGGAAGCAUCUGAACAGAUCAUUUCGUCUUGGGUGGUACCUGGGAAUGAUUGUGUCUUGUUUAAGUUGGUCUUUUGGACUAAUUGUUAUUAGUUCCUUAGCUGUGGAGUUACUGAUGCAGGCUAAUGGGUAGCGCUGGGAGGCAUCUCUUGGAUAGUGCGCUUGCCGAGCAUCCGUGAGACCCUAGUUUGAUCCCUAACACUUUAAGUAAAUACAUAGAUGGGCAGAGAUUCCUGGGCCAAGAGAGUAGAUGAUAAAGACUUGGAAUGAGACCAUUGACGGAGCUGAGCUCAGCCGGCACAAGGGAGGGAAGGAAGAUCUGACGUGGUGAGGACAGGCCCAGGUUUCACGGAUGAAAAGGAACAUGUCAGAGGCCUUCCGUGUUCAGUUCCAGUCGGCUGAUAACUUGUUGAAGCUGGUUUUCUGUGGCAGCUCCUUGAGGAAGAUAAUGUGCUGAUGUUCGCGUGGUCAGAGCUCUGCGUCUCACUACAAAACAAUAAACUGGAUGCUUUAUGA